Molecule: messenger RNA, 1563 nt
Organism: Triticum turgidum subsp. durum (durum wheat)
Lineage: Eukaryota; Viridiplantae; Streptophyta; Magnoliopsida; Poales; Poaceae
Source: the annotation of a GenBank genome assembly
AUGGGGCACUGCGGUAGGGAGAUCGGCUCCAAGCGAGCGAAGCUCCCGGCCGCCGACGGCGCAAGCGAGGACCGCCUCAGCGCACUACCGGACGACGUUCUUAUCGGCAUCCUCCUCAAGCUCCGCCGCACCGCCUACGCCGCUCGGACCAGCGUCCUGUCCCGCCGCUGGCGCCGCCUCUGGGCCCUCCUCCCGAAUCUCAACUUCACCGGCGAUGCCGACCACCACCGCAUACUCCCUGCCCUCGCCGCCCAUCAAGCGCCGGUGCUCCAGGGCCUAAGCGCCUUCGUUGACGACAUCUCUGCCGAAUCCGUGGCGACCUGGCUCCCCAUAGCCGCGCGCCGCCUCUCCGGCGGUAUACUGCUUUACAACGCUGUACCGCAGAACCAGGCCAGGGAAAGAGGCGUCUUUGAGCUGCCACGCUUCGAGAACACCACCUCUAUCGUGUUCGACCUAGGAUUUCUUGGCCUUGCCGUGCCGCAUUCCAGCGUAUUCGCCCGCCUCGUCUCUCUCUGGCUGUUUGGUGUCCAUCUGCAUGGCCCGUGCGAGCUUGGUGACGCUCUCUCCUCACCGCGGUGCCCAUCCUUACGAGAACUCAAGAUCCGCAAUGCCUGGGGUCUUGGUAACUUCACCAUCCACUCCGAGUCUCUCCUGCAAAUGGAGCUGAAUAACUUGUAUGGCUUGCAGCAGCUCACUGUAGAAGCGAAGGUACUUCAAGAGUUAUAUGUGAGCUCUUGCUUUGAGAAUUCUAUCACUGCGGUGAGUCGACCGGUUGCAAACAUCUCAGCCCCUCAACUGGCGUCACUCCACUGGACGGAUGCUUAUGAACCAAGCUCUGUCCAGCUUGGCGAGAUGGCACAUCUCCAACGUCUGGAGACUGGUCAUUUUUUUGUGUUUGGACAUUAUUUGGAUGACUACACACCAAAUCGCAAUUGCUUGAGGCUCUUGCAGCAAUUUGAGGUCAUGCACCAUUUAAAGCUCUCGCUGAUCUAUCUGCUGGACAAAGGUCACCAUCAAUACCUGAUGGAGAACAUGACAAGGCUCCCUAACAUUACACUCUUGACCCUGAAUGUAAUGACAAAAGGACAUUCAUUUGGAGCAAGCUUAUUCCAUAUUCUCAGGAUGUGUACUGGUGUAAGAAAGUUGGCUCUUGUCUUUCUCGGAAAACCUAGCAAUCUGGAGGCACAAGCCACAUGCCCAUCAGGUUGCAUUUGUGAUCAACCACUAAACUGGAAAAGCGAGGAACUCAUAUUAAAUUGCCUCCCAGAAAUAGAAAUCAAUGGGUUUGGAGGAACUGAACAUGAAGUUGCUCUUGUGAAAUUGUUAUUCAAUUGGGCAGCAGUGCUAAAAAAGAUGACAAUAGCUUUCCAUUACUCAAUUCCUAAAAGGAAGGCUGAGGAGUUAGGCCACAUGUUACUAGGCUUCUCCAGCCCAGAAAUAUUGAUGGACUUUUUGCAUAUCAAGUAUUCUCGAGAAGGCGUACACUCGACAAGGCUCCAACUUUCCCCUUCUUUUCAGUUUUUAGAAGCUUCAGGUGUGGAAAAUCCUAAUGCUGGCAUGUAG